Scomber japonicus (chub mackerel) is the source of this 531-nucleotide messenger RNA. It is a transcript of the gene cryaa, whose product is annotated as crystallin, alpha A. Bases 1 to 531 code for a protein of 176 amino acids. Gene Ontology annotation, biological process: lens development in camera-type eye; response to heat; protein refolding. NCBI's taxonomy places the organism in Eukaryota, Metazoa, Chordata, Actinopteri, Scombriformes, Scombridae. The transcript is spliced from 3 exons. Gene Ontology annotation, molecular function: structural constituent of eye lens; protein folding chaperone. The record is from RefSeq and is a predicted model, not a curated record.
AUGGAUAUUGCCAUCCAGCACCCCUGGUUCAGACGCGCCCUGGGCUCUGUCUACCCUGCCCGUCUCUUCGACCAGUUUUUUGGAGAGGGCAUGUUUGACUACGACCUUUUCCCCUACACCGCCUCAACCAUCAGCCCCUAUUACAGACAGUCGCUGUUCCGCAACUUUUUGGAUUCUUCCAACUCCGGCAUGUCGGAGGUGAGGUCCGACAGGGAUAAGUUUGCAGUCUUCCUGGAUGUCAAGCACUUCUCUCCUGAUGAGCUCUGUGUUAAGAUCACUGAUGACUAUGUGGAGAUCCAGGGCAAGCAUGGAGAAAGACAGGAUGACCAUGGUUACAUUUCUCGUGAGUUUCACCGCCGCUACCGCCUCCCCUCCAAUGUAGACCAAUCAUCAAUCACCUGCUCCCUGUCAGUUGAUGGUUUGCUGACUCUGAUUGGGCCAAAGGUCCCUGGUGGGAGUGAAUCCAGCCGCAGUGAGCGCAACAUCCCUGUCACCCGUGACGACAAGCCCAAUGCUGCUGCGUCCUCCUAG